CCUUCUUCGGGCGCUGCCUGGUGCGCCUGCUGCUGCUUCUGCUCUGCACCAGCCUCUCGGGCGGGAACUCGGCAGAUCCAGCUAUGACAACACAAGAUUCCAAUCAGACUCAGGUGAAUUCUGUGACUAAGAUGUCCGUGACUGGACAUGAAUCAUCUGAUGCUGCCACGCAAGAGUUCAAGCCAGGAAACAAGCUGAGCGUUGAUCUCUCAGAGUAUGUGAUAGUCCUGCCUGGUGGGUGUCCAUCUGAAAAAAAUAUCUCUGUGGCCAGUCCAACUGAAGUUGAUCUUACAUGCAAAUUAGAUGAGAAUUCCAAUUUGAAAAAUCCUCAAGUGACAUGGAAAAAGGGAAGUGAAACAAUCAGUCACACCAGUAAUGCUCCAAACAGCUGGACCAUCAAAGUGACCAUCUCAGAGAGCAGUCACCUGGGAAGUUACACUUGUUUUCUGAAGGCUGAAAGAGAAAUCAGUGCUACGUUUCAUUUGAAUGUACCAACUAUUGAUGGAAGAGAAAAACCCGUAAUCGCUUAUAUAGGAGAUACAGGUGUAAUGGUUUGUAAAACCGAGUAUCAUCCCAGGGCUUGGAAGUGGUAUAAGACCAAUGGAACUGAGCUGGCUUCCAUUGAUAAGAUUUUGCCUAAAGACAAGUAUGAAAUUCUGAGCCGAUCUGCCAGUGAAAGCCGUUUGGAGAUACACAGGCUCACUGUGGCAGAUACUGGCGAAUACUGGUGUGAAGCUGAUUUUGUAUUAGGGCCCAGUAAAGCGAGGUUUGACGUUAGAGUUCUGUCCGUCGCAGAACCUCUCAAACCCUUUAUAGCAGUUGUGGCUGAAGUUGCUAUUCUUGUAACUCUUAUUGGCCUCUAUGAGGUGUAUUCAAAGAAAAGGAAAGCAAAAGGAGGUGAAAAAGAAUUUGACCAAAUUGAGCAACUUAAAUCCGGAGACAACGUAACUGAGAAGGACAAGUAGUUCUAUGCAGAGAGUGAAGGUUCCUUUAAAGGAGAUUUAAGCCAAUAGAAGUAGAAAUCAUCAUAAAAUUACAGAAGAUGUAUGCGGCCACUUAAACAUUCACUAUAUUUUGA
Melozone crissalis (California towhee) is the source of this 1078-nucleotide messenger RNA. It is a transcript of the gene EMB, whose product is annotated as embigin. Bases 84 to 965 code for a protein of 293 amino acids. The record is from RefSeq and is a predicted model, not a curated record. NCBI's taxonomy places the organism in Eukaryota, Metazoa, Chordata, Aves, Passeriformes, Passerellidae. The transcript is spliced from 10 exons.